Molecule: messenger RNA, 945 nt
Organism: Lasiosphaeria miniovina
Lineage: Eukaryota; Fungi; Ascomycota; Sordariomycetes; Sordariales; Lasiosphaeriaceae
Product: S-adenosyl-L-methionine-dependent methyltransferase
Exons: 2
Coding region: 1-945 (314 amino acids)
Molecular function (GO): S-adenosylmethionine-dependent methyltransferase activity
Source: RefSeq, a predicted model, not a curated record
AUGGCACCAUCGCCGCCCGCAGACACCACUGCCGCCACAGGCUCGAGCACAGCACCAGCACCCGAACCAUUAUCCGGCUCAAACCGCCUGCGCGACACAUUCGCCGGGCAGCCGCUAUCAGCGCACCCGACGGCGUGGGACGCGCUGUGGCAGGCGUCGUACACGCCAUGGGACCGCGGGGGGGCGAGCGACGCGCUGCGCGAGGUGCUCGUGACCCACCCACCUCUCUUCCCUCCUCCGGGAGGAGAGUCUCAGACCGGGACGAAGAGGAGACGGAGAGCGCCGGUGCCCGGGUGCGGGCGUGGCUACGACGCGGUGCUGCUGAGCCGGGCGUUCGGGUACGACGUUGUCGGGCUGGAUAGUUCGGCCGAGGCGGUACGCGCUGCGGUUGCUAAUGCUGCUGCUGCUGCUAGUGGUGCUGCUGGUAAUGGUGAUGUGUAUGCACCGCAGACGGAGACGGAGACGUCGACAGGGAGCGUCGAGUUUGUGCUUGGGGAUUUCUUCGACGAGGAUGGCGUUCUUGGCAAGCCCGCCGAUGACGGCGACGACAGCAAAUUCGAUCUCAUUUUCGACUACACGUUCUUCUGCGCGCUCCCCAUCGAAGCGCGCCCCAGGUGGGCGCGGCGCAUGGCAGACCUCCUCCGCCGCGACACAGGCCGGCUGGUGUGUCUCGAGUGGCCGCUGCACAAGCCGCCGGCGACAGGCGGGCCGCCGUGGGGCGUCACGGCCAGGGCGUACGCCGCGCACCUGGACCACCCGGGAGUCGAGCUGGCGUACCAAGACGACAACAGCGGCGAUCCCAUCGUGUCGCCCGGGUCGAGCAGCCCCUCAAACAACGGCGCCCUGCGGUGUCUGGCGCGCUUCCAGCCGCAAAAGACGCACAAGGCGGGCUGUGACGAGCAUGGGAAUGUCAUUGACUAUGUGUCGGUGUGGGGCCAUCAGUAG